AAAGAACGCGCCUCGAGGCGUGCCUAGGGCGCCCUUGAGGCUGGGCGGAGAGGCAAACGCCUCAGUUUUGCUGGAGUAGGCGAAAUGCUUCGCCGGAGACGCCGAGGCGGCGGAGGCGCGCCUCAAGGCGUCUGGACGUUUUUUUUUUUUUUUUUUUUUUUUUUUUUUUUAAAAACUAUCAAAACCCAAAACGACGUCGUUUGGGUAAGAUUUUCAGUCUUCAUCACCCACCAUACCUUCGAAUUCGACCCCUGCCUCUGCCUUUUGCCUUCUGCGACUCUGCCUUGCUUCUUCUGCGACCCCUGAUUUUCAGUCUUCAUCACGCCGCCAUCACCCCGCCGCCACGCCGCCAUCACCCCGCCGCUGUCACCUCAGCGCCAUCAGCCCAGCCCCAGCGCCGUCAACAAGAUCCCAAAGGGUAUUGAAGAAUAUGGCUUCUUCUUCUAAGAAAGAUUUUGCUUGGCAAUGGACAAAAGAUUUGGAUCCUAUCACUAAGCACUUCUAUUGUGUUUUUUGUAACCACAAAUGCACGAGUUCAAUUUCUAGAUUCAAACAUCACUUGGGUGGUGUAAGUUCGGGAGGAAUGAUAAGUUGUAAAAAAGUCCCACCCAAUGUGAAAGAAGAAUGUUUUGCUAAUGUCAUGGGAACUAAAGAAAAGAGGAAAGCUAGUCAUGAGUUGUAUCGUGGUGGUGAAGAAAGUGAAAGUGUCGAUAUGGGCACAACAAGGACAGCAUAUGUAAGUAGUGGGAGUGGGAGUGCGAGUGCCACACAUUCACAACAAAUCGGUUCUUUGCUACCACCUAGGUCAAGGGGACCACUUGAUAGGUAUGUUACAUCGGAAGCUCGUCAAACCACUUUGAAUACAGCUUUCAAAAAAGAGGAAAGAAGACAAGCAUCCCGAGCACUUGCUCGAUGGUUCUACACUAGUGCCAUUCCAUUCAAUGCGGCAAACAAUGAAUAUUAUGUUAAUGCAAUGAAAUUGGUGUCCAAUUUUGGUCCCGGCUUUGAUGCUCCUACAAGCCAUGAAUAUAGAACUUGGAUGCUUAAAGAAGAAGUUGAUGAUGUACAAAGUAUGAUGAAAGAACAUCAAAAGGCUUGGAAGAGAUAUGGAUGCACUAUUAUGUCGGAUGGAUGGUCGGAUGGCAAAAGUAGAUGUUUAAUCAACUUUCUUGUCAAUAGCCCUCAAGGUACUUAGU
Molecule: messenger RNA, 1196 nt
Organism: Pyrus x bretschneideri (Chinese white pear)
Lineage: Eukaryota; Viridiplantae; Streptophyta; Magnoliopsida; Rosales; Rosaceae
Exons: 2
Coding region: 431-1195 (254 amino acids)
Source: RefSeq, a predicted model, not a curated record